UUCCCAUGCUAAUGCUCUGCUCGCUGUUGUCCCUUUUCCAACCGUCUGCUCUGUGCGGUAGUUUUUUUUUUUCCCCCCACACUGCUUUCCGGUCACUCCAUGUAGAGGUGCUGCUGCUCUACCGACGACUCACCAACACGGCGACGGUACGACCGGGAGCUUUGUCAUACCUACCUUUUGGCUUCUAACCUCAACACCAGCAGCCCAGGUGAGAGACUUAAAAAGAAGACACUCAAGAGAACCAAAAACCAACACCGAGACUUGUCUACCUACCGGCGUCAAACGGGGUUGGCGUUUGCUCACGGUGGGUUUUUUUUUUUCCACCACGGAAAAGAGGAGGAGUCUGUUCGGUCGCGAAGGAGGAGACCAGUCGAUCGGAUUCCACGGUCGCUCGGUUACACGGUUAUUGUGGCUCAGCACUGUAGUUGUUGUUUUUUUUUUUUUUUUUAACAACCCCCGUUGUCUUGUUGUAAACCUGCUGGAUUGAUACCACAUCCUCACCGCAACAUCUGUACUCAGAAAAAAAAAGUGUCCGGAAGAGUUUCGCCGGACCCAGAAAGGAGCCUUACCCACACAGCGACAUCGAAACUCGCGGGAACAGCGGGCGGUGACGCGGUGACGCGGUUGUCGAAGGAUUCUGUGGUAAAUCCAUGAACAGGAUCCUUUCUGCCUGAAGGCAGCAAUGGAAGUUGUUGUGGCAGAGGAAAAGAAGAAGAUUUUCCGUGCCAGGAAAACUAUGAAAAUUAGUGAUCGUCAGCAACUGGAGAGCCUUCACAGUACUUUGAUAACAGCGACUCCGGGUUUGUCGGAAACCUCUUCGCCGCCUCUAUUGAACGGCAUGCACAAAGAGGAUGGACCAAAGGCGGGAGACAAGGAGCAAAACAAUGUCUCUGACUCAAACUCACCCCGAACUGCAUCGCCUUCCUCUCCGACACUGAGCUCGCCUGCUCCUUUCCUAUCCCUGAACCUGUCCCCUUCCCCUGCCUCUUCUCAAAGUCCACCAGCAAAGGAUGCUCCUACUAGUCCCACAUCACCAUUCCACUCUCUGAACUUUGAACUGAAAAAGAUGGAGCAGGACGGGGACGACGAGGACGAGAAGAAAGGCUCUUCAUCCUCCUCAUCAAAGGAGUCUGUUCCAACAGCAUCAACAGAAUCCAAGGAAAAUCAGGAUAAAGACAAUGAGGUGAUCAAGGAAAAGGAGAAAGUCACUGCAACAGAUAACCCAGCUGUGGAUUUGGCGAAGGAUUGUGAUAAAGGUUUGGAUUCAAGUGUAUCUGAGCCACCUCCAUCAUCUGACUGUACAGAACCAAUGGAUACAGACAGUGACACAACAAAGGCCAAGGACUCGGAGACUUCCAAAGCCAAAAUAAAAGAUGUCCGUCUUUUAUCUUGGCCUUCCUCCAAAAACUCUACCACUUCUGAUUCCUCUCCUCCUUGUCCUUCUUCGUCUCACCCAGCUUCCUCUUCUAAAGUGGAACUGAAACAAGAGAAGGAUAUCAAAAAUGAGAAGAUAAAUGUAGAAGAGGUCAAGAAAGAGCGCAAGGAGAAAGGCUCAGCAAGUGAAGAAAAGAUGGAGGUGAAAGUAGAGACCAAAAAGAAAAAAACAGAAACCACAAAGCCAUCUCGGCCUUCAUCCACUCCACCCUCUAAUACAGCAGUGCAAGAGGAGAAAGGAUCCACCUCUGGACUGAAGCGCACAUUAUGAGGAGACGAAAAUGAUGGACAAGCUGUAAAAAGAGAGGGGAAGAGGCCCAAGGUGGAGCGUGAGGAGCUGGAGGCACAACUGGAACUUAAAAUCACUGCAAAUGCUGCGGGUCACCAUAAACUAGAACAGAUUGUGCAGCAGUUGGUGGAUGAACGGUUGAGAGUCCUGGAAAUGACUAUUUUCGACAAACAUUUCGAAGAGCUGAAGACCAGAGUAGACAAAAUUGACUGUGCCACUAAACACCAAACUGCGAUUAACACACUCCAGGCCAAGAUUGCGCGACUGGCAAAGAAAUUUGGAGAGGCCAAUCAGGCGUCGGAGAACAAAAGGAAAAAUGAGGCGCUGGCUGCUGCUGCUGCUGCUGCUAAUGCUGCCAACGCUGCCAAAACUACAACAGUUUCAACCAACCCUCAAGCUCAACGGCCUCUCCGGGCGCCCAUGGAGGUAAAGCAGGCUCAAACCGUUCCUUCGUCCAGCACCACUGCCUCUUUAGCUCAACCAGUCCCCACUGCAGCUUCAGUCCAAACACCCACCUCCACUGCUAUGGUUACGCAGGCCCCCAUCCUUCAGCUGAUCACCUCCACCUCUAAUGCUGCCUCCAGCUUGGCCGCUGGCAUCACCACUCAGAGUCCCACGGGCACCUUGCUGCUGAAGACGGCCUCUGGGAGCAGCAUGAUGACCACUGGCCAGCCACUCCUCAUCCAACUGCCUUUAUCAAUGGCUAAUGGCCAGGCAGGAACUCUGGUCAACAUUCCCGUCUCCUCUUUAACUGCAGCUAACUCACUCACUAAGGCCAAGACCACUUCUUCCACCGCCACUUUUAUACUCAAGCCUGCUUCAGCCAUCACCACAGCAGCAGUUUCUGCUUCAACAGUUGCAACUGUCCCAGCACUCCAGGCCGGUCAGAUGUCAUCCACUCAGAUCUCUCUCGCCCGUGCCGUAUAUCAGGGAGGGGCCGGAGGGAUAAUGACACCUAACGCAGGGGUAUCCGUGACAACAGCCAGGACAUCGUCUCAGUCUGUCUCUGUAGCAGGAGCAAUGUCUUCAGCCUCUUCACCUGCAACCUCUGGGCCGGCAGCAACGGGGUCGACGGCUCCUGGACCACCACAAGGGACAUCUCUGACGUCAAAGACAGACAACCAGGCUUCAGGAUCCACUCCAUCCAAAGCAGCUCCUCCAGCAGGACGACCCAAAGGCUCUGUGAUCGACCUCACUGAGGACGACGAUGAUGUGCAAGUCACAGGAGUGAAGAAUGCCACUCCUGCAGCUGCGUCGCCCUCCCAGCGUCCUACCCCAGUCAUCUCUAUUCCUAUGAGUGCAGGAUCGAGGUCGUCCCCUCAGAUCGCCCAGAGCUCCCCCAGCACUCCUAAGUUGACAGUCCACCACCGCCCCCCUCUGGACUCUCCUGUAAAAGCCCGCACCGCCCCUACUACACCAUCUAGGAACCCCAACCUGCCCCCUCUCCCAGCUGCCCCCGCACCUCCUCGCUUACCCCCUGAGGCGGAGCGGACCUCACCCCCUCAGCAGCCUCAGCUGAAGCUUGUGCCAAGUCAGACUGGUGGGAUUGUGCUGUCCUGGUGCGUGGCAGAAACGGAUCAGACCUGUGCCACUGUGGACAGUUAUCACCUUUAUGCCUUCCAUCAAGACAACUCGAGCAGCAACGCAGCGCAGCAGCACUGGAAGAAGAUCGGGGAGGUCAAUGCCCUUCCUCUGCCAAUGGCCUGUACACUGACUCAGUUCCAGUCGGGCUCCACUUACCAUUUUGCUGUCAGAGCCAAAGACAUUUACGGGCGCUUUGGCUCCUUCUGUGAACCUCAGUGCACAAAUGUCAUCACUGCAAACUCCAGCUGAAAAGUAAAGGAAUUAAAAUAAUGUUUGCAUUUCAAAGUUAAUGACUUUCUUUGUUUCUUUUCUUGUGUUAGGAACUCAUUUAUUGUGCGUUGAACACUUACAGUAACUGUAAAUAUCUCUGCGUAACAACUGGACUUCUAACAGAUUUGGGGGAACGAAGAGGCAAACGGUUGGAUUUGUCUGGUUAAUGUAUGUAGUGUAUUUUUUUGUGACUUAAACUGUUGUGUAUAUAAUUGAAUUACUUUGCCCUUCUACAAAGUCAGAUAUUUAUGUUGUUGACUCCUGUUACUCUGACCCGGAUGUCUCUCGCUUUACUUGAGUAUAGGUGACAGGAAUAUCCAUGUAAACUCAGAAUUACACAGAAAUGUAUAAAUGUGUGGUAGAAACUGAAUGAUAACUUUUGUAAGCUUUGUCUGGCAACCAGACUUUGAAAAUCACAAUAAAAGGUUUUAUCAAA
Molecule: messenger RNA, 4013 nt
Organism: Labrus bergylta (ballan wrasse)
Lineage: Eukaryota; Metazoa; Chordata; Actinopteri; Labriformes; Labridae
Gene: atf7ip
Product: activating transcription factor 7 interacting protein
Biological process (GO): regulation of DNA-templated transcription
Cellular component (GO): transcription regulator complex; nucleus
Molecular function (GO): transcription coregulator activity; protein binding
Source: RefSeq, a predicted model, not a curated record